AUGUCUGACGAUGGAUCGAAGCCGCCUUCGGAUGCUGGUGCCGACGCCGCUCCCUCCUCGGGAGCUGACGGAGCCCCAGCCUCUUCUGGUCCUGCUGGAGGCGGCGCCGCUGAGGAGGCGCCAGUUGGAGCUGCCCCAGCCAGCGGAACUGGCGCCACUCCCGGCGACAAGCAGCCCAGUGCUGGCGGGACCGGCGCUGAGGAAGGUGCUGCUGGUGCAAGUGCUGGAGCUGCCAGUGAAGAUCCGCCAGCUGCCUCUGCCACCAAAUCAUCCGCCGCUGCUGGCGAUAAGAAGGUGAAGAGCAGCGAGAAGCCAAAGAGCGGCGAGAAGGCCCCCUCUCGCACUGGCGCCUCCAAGUCGAGCGUCAAGUCGACUGGCAGUGGUCGCAAGCGAGGCGCCGGCGCCACCCUGGAGAACGCCCGCAUCGGCUUUCUGGGCGCCGGCAAGCUGGUGGAGGCGAUUGUGAAGGGCCUGGUGGGGCACGCCAAGGUCGCCCCCGGUCGCAUCUACGUGUCGAGCAAGUCGGGCCGAUCGCUGGACGGCUUCAAGCAGAACGGCUGCGUGGUCACUAAGCGCAACUACGACCUCUUUGCGAAGUUGGACUGCGACGUGGUCUUCGUCGCCGUGCACGGCCACGUCAUCCGCGAGCUGUUCAAGCUGGGCGGCACCCGUCCGGUGGCCCUCACCACCAACUACAUUCCCAACCAGCGCCACCCGCUGUACCUGCUCUCGCUGGUGGGCGGCAUUCCGCUGACCGACCUGAAGCAGACGCUGCUCAACCCCGACCACCCGGACAAGUACAAGCUGGAGGCGCACCGAGUGAUGCUCAAUGCCUCCGUCGCCUACGGCCUCGGCCUGGGCGCCCUCGACAUUGAGCCGGACAGCAAGAAGUGCGCCACCGUGGUGCGCGACGUGCUCACCUCGGUGGCCAAGCUGGAGUACUUCCCAGAGACGACCAUGGACGCUGUCUGCGCCCUGGGCGGCAAUGGUCUUGCCUUCGUGCACUACUUCAUCAGCGCCCUCUCCGACGGCGGCUUCAAGAUGGGCAUGCCGAAGGUGGUCGCCGUGAAGAUGGCCACGAAGACGCUGCAGUCGGCGGCCGCCUGUCUGCUCGAGUCAGGCAAGCAUCCCAGUGACCUGCGUGACGCCUGCACCUCGCCCAGCGGACCGGCCAUCUACGGGCUCCACCUGCUCGAAUCCAAAGACACAGCUUCGGGCCUGGCCGCUGCGGUGGAGGGCGCCUUCAAGCGCGUCCGCGAGCUGGUCGAGAGCAAGUGA
Rhagoletis zephyria (snowberry fruit fly) is the source of this 1278-nucleotide messenger RNA. The record is from RefSeq and is a predicted model, not a curated record. Lineage: Eukaryota; Metazoa; Arthropoda; Insecta; Diptera; Tephritidae.